This is a messenger RNA of Girardinichthys multiradiatus, 3183 nucleotides long. RefSeq names its product double-stranded RNA-specific editase 1-like. The record is from RefSeq and is a predicted model, not a curated record. Gene Ontology annotation, molecular function: double-stranded RNA adenosine deaminase activity; double-stranded RNA binding; tRNA-specific adenosine deaminase activity. Gene Ontology annotation, cellular component: nucleolus; cytoplasm. The coding region runs from base 39 to 2282 and encodes 747 amino acids. The transcript is spliced from 10 exons. NCBI's taxonomy places the organism in Eukaryota, Metazoa, Chordata, Actinopteri, Cyprinodontiformes, Goodeidae. Gene Ontology annotation, biological process: RNA processing; adenosine to inosine editing.
CUGAGAGUGAGUAGAGCCUGCAGGGGGACAGAUCAGCCAUGGCUCUGCUUCUGGAUAUGGCUGCAUACUGCUGCCUGAUCCGCCGCCGGUGCAGGAGGAGGAGGAAGAAACGCUCAGAGCGUAAAGGUGGAUCAGGGAACCGGCUGACCCGAACCCAGCAGAGGCUACAAAUCAUAGAGGGGAUCGAAACACAAAUCAUGAGUUCAUGCAGCACAGAUGUUAAGGAAAAUCGCCACUUGGACAACCUCUUCUCCAAAGACAGGGUUGCAUCUGUGGCUGGUCAGCUCCCCGGUGGAAAGACUGGGCGAGGGAGGAAACGGCCCUUAGCGGAGGGAACUAAUGGCCGCUCAACUUGCAAGUACUGGCCGAAAAAGCGCAAGAAAGUUCCAGGGCCCAUUUUGCCCAAGAAUGCUCUCAUGCAGCUUAAUGAGAUAAAGCCAGGACUUCAAUACAAGCUGCUUUCUCAGUCUGGCCCAGUCCAUGCACCUGUCUUUGUGAUGACUGUGGAGGUCAAUGGGCAGCUAUUUGAAGGUUCAGGUCCAACAAAAAAGAAGGCCAAGCUGAACGCUGCAGAGAAGGCACUGCGUUCCUUCGUCCAAUUCCCUAAUGCAUCUGAAGCCCACAUGGCCAUGGGUCGGACUCUGUCUGUUCACACAGAUUUCACCUCAGACCAGGGGGACUUUCCUGAUGUACUCUUCAAUGGUUUUGAGACAUCCAGAGCUUUAGAUGACCCAUUAUACCUGGCUCCCAACAAUAACAGUUCCUUCACAUCUCUGGGAAUAGCAUACCCGUUGUUACACCCCCCUGCCUCAGACAUAGUUCAGUCUUGCUUACCCCCUACACCGUCUGCCUUUAUCUCUGUGACAGCUGGCAAGAAUCCUGUAAUGAUUCUUAAUGAGAUGAGGCCAGGACUUAAAUAUGACUUUGUGUCAGAGAGUGGGGAGAGCCAUGCCAAAAACUUUGUCAUGUCAGUGACCGUGGACACUCACAACUUCCAGGGUUCUGGACGGAACAAGAGGCUGGCAAAGGCCCGGGCUGCCCGGGCUGCUUUGUCUGUACUCUUUAAUAUUGAGCUAGACCAGGUACCGUCCCGGCAGCCCAUACCCAGAGAAGGACUGCAGCUUCAUCUACCACAGGUCUUGGCUGAUGCCGUCUUUCGUUUGGUUGUCGAAAAGUUCAGAGAACUGACUGAUAACUUCACAUCUCCACAUGCUCGAAGGAAAGUCUUAGCAGGUGUCGUCAUGACAACAGGUAGAGAUGUAAAGGAGGCAGAGGUCAUCUGUGUAUCCACUGGGACAAAGUGCAUCAAUGGUGAAUACAUGAGCGACAGAGGACUAGCACUGAAUGACUGCCAUGCUGAAAUCAUAGCUCGGCGCUCCCUCGUCAGGUUUCUGUACUCCCAGCUGGAACACUUUCUCAGUUCCAAUGAAGAGGAGCACCACAAAUCCAUCUUCACCAGCUAUGACAACAAACAAGGCUUCAGACUGAAAGAAAAUGUCCAGUUCCACCUGUACAUCAGCACCUCCCCCUGUGGAGACGCCCGCAUCUUUUCACCUCAUGAAGCUGCUGUAGAGGAUCAGAGUGACAGACACCCAAACAGAAAGGCCCGCGGGCAGCUGCGGACUAAGAUCGAAUCUGGUGAAGGAACCAUCCCUGUGCGCUCUGGUAGCAGCAUUCAGACAUGGGACGGGGUUCUUCAGGGUGAGAGGCUGCUCACCUUGUCCUGCAGUGAUAAGAUUGCCAGGUGGAACGUGGUUGGAUUCCAAGGCUCUUUGAUGACCUACUUCACCCAGCCCAUCUACUUCUCCAGCAUCAUCCUGGGCAGCUUGUAUCAUGCUGACCACCUUUCCAGAGCAAUGUACCAGCGGCUUACUGAGAUUGAGGUCCUACCACCAUCCUACAGUCUGAACAAGCCUCUGCUUAGUGGAAUUAGUAACACCGAGGCUCGUCAGCCUGGAAAGGCACCAAGCUUCAGUGUGAACUGGACUGUUGGAGACCAGGGUUUGGAGGUGAUUAACGGCAACACAGGGAAGGAUGAUCUAGGUCGACCCUCAAGACUUUGCAAACAUGCUCUCUACACCCGCUGGAUGGACUUGCACAGUAAGCUGUCCUCCACCCUGCUCAUCCAAACGGUGCAGCCUAGAAGCUACCAUGAAGCCAAGCAGGCAGCUGUGGAAUACCAUUUGGCCAAGCAGGCCCUCUUCAGAGUCUUCCACAAGGCCGGACUGGGUGCCUGGGUCAAGAAACCUGUAGAGCAGGACCAGUUUUCUCUCAACAACUGAGUUGAUUAACUGAACAUAAACUGAGUAUGUAGAUGAUUUUCGAGGAACUAGAACAGUUACCGGAAGAUAUGCAGGUUAACAGUGGAGGGUUUUUGAGCCAGUGGCUCCCACACACACUAUCAUCUAGGCUCGCACUGAUCUGGGAUUUAUUAUCAAUAACUGUAAUGAAUUUAGCCAGAUAUAUGAAUUUCUCUGUAAGAACUGUAAUUAUAUAAUACAGUGUUAUUAGUGGUCAUUACUGAUUUAUAUUUGAAACCGAGGCAACAGCACAAUGUUCAUGAUAUAGCACUUACUGGAAAACCAUGUUUUAUGUUUUCAAAACAGAAACUGAAUAUUUAAGCUGAAAUUUAAAGUUUACCCUUGCAUCUUAUAUUAGCGAUCAGCAACAUUAGCAUGGUCAAACUAAGUGUAAACAGCAUUCUAUAUUCCCUACAGAAGAUAGAUUGUUACUUUAGAUCUCAGAUUAUUUUGAUACAGGUUACAGUUAGAGUGGCUUAGGUUAUCCUGAGCUAUCUCUGUAGUGAUGCUGCUAUAGGCUUAGACUGCUGGAGGAUAUAAAGACCACUUUCACACCCUCAGCAACAUUCUCAUACUACUCUCCAAUAGCUUUAUUUGCUGUUAUUUCAGCUUUUAACUUUAUGUUCUCUCUCUGUUUUUCUCUUUCUAAAAGCUACAUCUGACCUGGCUCUGUGUUUAGAUGUGGCUUCUUCCUGGAGAGGGACAUCGGCUGAGCUGCUGCUGCCAAAGACUUAAUGCUCACUAUAUAAAGAUGAAACACUUGGCCCUGUCUUUCAGUGUUUAACUCUGCCUCUCUCCUAGACAUAGCUAUUGUCUGAGCUUCUACUGUGACUAACUGUAUGUGCUCUCUUUCAUACUCUAGACUUGAAAACUGGCUCAGAGU